Molecule: messenger RNA, 1410 nt
Organism: Salvia splendens (bonfire salvia)
Lineage: Eukaryota; Viridiplantae; Streptophyta; Magnoliopsida; Lamiales; Lamiaceae
Exons: 1
Coding region: 1-1410 (469 amino acids)
Source: RefSeq, a predicted model, not a curated record
AUGGAAAUAAUAGAAGAGCUUGCAUCUAAUGACGAAGGAAGGAGCAACGAAAGGAGUAAGGUGCAUAGGGUAGCGUCUACUACAGAUCAUGAUCCUAUGAGUGCCCUAUCCGACAAGCUGGAUGCGCUGACUAUGAAAUUUGACUGCAUUGCAAUGGGACAGCCGUCUCAAGAACCCCAAGGAAAAAUGGGGGACGUGAACUAUGUGAAUCAAUGGGACAACAACCGGUACUUCAAUAAUCACCGCCCCAACUUUCAGGGUGGAGGAUAUAAUCAGUUCGGGAACAAAUGGCAUCCCAAUCUCUCUUAUGGAAACCCAAAUAAUGCUCUGCAACCACCCCCGGGGUUCACAGUUACUGAUGGAGUGGUUAAUGAUCCGAAGAAGAUGAUCACGGAAGACAUACUCAAGUCUUUCAUGCUACAGUCCAACAAGCUCAUGGAGCAUAACAAUCAAAGGAUGGAGAAGGUUGAGACAGAUGUGCAAAGUAUGGCCACUCAUCUGAAGAACAUCGACACACAGAUCAGCCAGAUUUCCCAGACUGUGAGUACUAUUACUCAAUCGGGAAAAUUCCCUUCGAACACCAUCAUAAAUCCCAAAGAAUGCAAAGCUGUGCAUCUAAUGAAUGGCACUGUUUAUGAAGCUCCCUCACUGCCUGCGACCACAUCUGAUACCGUUCUUGAGCCCAAGGCUGCCGUGGCAGAGAAGGAAAAGGAGGCUGAAAAUGAGAAUACUGGCACCACUUCUGGAGUAAAGGUGUCAUUCGCGCAUGUACUGAAUCAGAAGAAGAAGAAAGAUGAUCAGUUCACUCGAUUUCUGGACAUCUUCAGAAAGGUGCAUGUGAACAUUCCUUUGAUCGAGGCACAGCAGCAGAUGCCUAAGUACGCUAAGUUUCUGAAGGAGGUGAUAGCCCAGAAGACCAGUUGGGGGCAGGUUGACACUAUUAAUCUAACUGAAAAUUGCAGUGCUCUGCUGCAAAGGAAACUGCCUACCAAGCUGAAGGAUCCUGGAAGUUUCACUGUCGACUGCCUCAUUGGGGGCUAUAAGGUGGAGAAUGCUCUCUGCAAUCUAGGCGCGAGCAUUAAUCUAAUGCCACUAUCGGUGUUCAAGCAAAUGAACAUUGGUACUUUGAAGCCCACCUCAGCCACACUACAGAUGGCAGACAGAUCUGUCGUGUAUCCAGGGGGCAUCGUGGAAGACCUACUAAUUAAGGUCGGGGAAUUUAUUUUUCCCAUCGACUUUAUGGUCUUGGACAUGGAAGAAGACAAGGGAGUCCCCCUACUGCUAGGACGUCUCUUCCUUGCCACUGCUGAGGCAAAUAUAAACGUGAAAAAAGGGAGAGUUGACAAUCUUCAUGGGAGAAGAAAGUCAAACGUUUUCCCACAAACCGAGAAGCAUGGAUGGAAGAACUGA